Messenger RNA from Frieseomelitta varia, 1170 nucleotides. RefSeq names its product GATA zinc finger domain-containing protein 1. Gene Ontology annotation, molecular function: sequence-specific DNA binding; zinc ion binding. Gene Ontology annotation, biological process: regulation of DNA-templated transcription; chromatin organization. The record is from RefSeq and is a predicted model, not a curated record. The transcript is spliced from 3 exons. The coding region runs from base 336 to 1028 and encodes 230 amino acids. Gene Ontology annotation, cellular component: nucleus. NCBI's taxonomy places the organism in Eukaryota, Metazoa, Arthropoda, Insecta, Hymenoptera, Apidae.
AUUUUGUAUGAUGGACACACUGGCUAGCUUUAUUUUCUCAACAGCUGCUGAAAUUCCUAUACUGCAAUACCCUGUGUUUGCAGUUUACUGUAUACAAUCGUGUUUAGUGUGGUUUAUUAUGUGAAAAAUGAAAAAGAUUCAUGUAAAUAUUUUAGUAGCUUCGACACAGUUUUGUAGAUGGAAGUCAAUGAUUUUUAUUUAGUAUCACACUAUGUACAAUUAAAAUGAUAUUUAGUGGAAUUCGAGUGAUAAAAUUGAAACGCAGAUUGAAAGUAACGAUUGACGAUUGACUACCGAUGGAUAAAUAACUAACGAGAUCAACUAAUUAAAAUUCGAUGCCUCUCGGCAAUAAACCCGAAUGUGUCAAGUGUGGGACUCGAGAAACCCCGCUUUGGCAUUCAACCGAAACAGGUAAUCUUUGUAAUGAUUGUCUUGAAGAAGAGAGAAAUUCUGAAGCAACUUCAAACGUAAAAAACGAAGAGGAGGAUAAAGCAGGAUCGUUAAAACCUACCAGAAGAAGUACAAGGAUUACAAGAUAUUGCAAUUCUAAAUCAGUUCCACACAAGAUUAUACCUAAAGGAAAAGGAAGAAGAAAUUUAUUCAAAAGAACUCCAGUCAAAGCACCAACAGCCACAGCAACUCCAGUUACUAGCAAUUAUGUAUUUUAUAAGGGCACAUAUUUUCAAGUAGGUGAUAUAGUUUCUAUGCAAGAUAUUGAUGGAGGAAUUUAUUAUGCUCAAAUUCGUGGUUUACUCACGGAUCAAUACUGUGAAAAAAGUGCAGCUGUCACUUGGCUUUUGCCUACUACAGCAAGUCCACCACCUGAUGAAGGAUUUAGUCCUGAGACAUAUAUUAUAGGACCAGAAGAAGAUCUGCCACGUAAAUUAGAAUGUAUGGAAUUUGUAAUGCAUGCUCCAUCAGAUUAUUAUAAACUAAAAAAUACACCAUAUCCACCACCACUUACAGAAAGAGGUACUGGAUUUAUAUGGACUACACUUAGAAAUGAAAUUGCUACAUCUAAAAAAUAAACGUUUAUUUUUUAAGUUAUUAUAAAAUUUUUUAAGUUAAUAUUUGAGUUUAUUUACGUGGUGUACAAGGAUAAAACAAAAUAACUACAGUGUAUUUAUAACUGUUCAAAUUUUUUAAAAAAUAAAAAUUAUCAUGAAUAUA